This is a messenger RNA of Grammomys surdaster, 1381 nucleotides long. RefSeq names its product coiled-coil domain containing 106 (gene Ccdc106). Bases 277 to 1119 code for a protein of 280 amino acids. The transcript is spliced from 6 exons. The record is from RefSeq and is a predicted model, not a curated record. NCBI's taxonomy places the organism in Eukaryota, Metazoa, Chordata, Mammalia, Rodentia, Muridae. Gene Ontology annotation, cellular component: nucleoplasm.
GACCUCCGCGCAAACGGCAGGCCUCACCUGGGCUCCAGGAAGAGGCGCCCCAGGCCCGGCAGGCCUGAUCUGGCUAGUGCCCGCGCCUCUGCGCGCUCCGCCAUCCAGUUCCGAGACUCCCCCUCCUCUGCCGCUGCGCCCGCUUACUGACUGGUGAUCCCUCCUCACUCCGGAGGAACAGGUACUCCACCUCUCCCGGGACUGACUACAUUUGGUGACCUGUUUCUGUCGAGUGCCCCCGAGGGCUCAGCUGCUGGGUCUACAGGAAGCCUCGAUAUGAAUGACAGAAACAACCGUAGGCGGACAAUGAAGGACGAAGAGACCUUUGAGAUCUCCAUUCCCUUUGAGGAGGCACCCCACCUAGACUCACAAAUCUUCUACAGUCUGAGCCCCUCUCGGAGAAAUUUUGAGGAGCCUCCAGAGGCCACCUCCCCAACCCUGGCCUUGAUGAACAGUGUUAAGGCCCAGCUGCACAUGGCACUUGAGAGGAACUCGUGGCUGCAGAAACGCAUUGAGGACCUGGAGGAGGAGAGGGACUUUUUGCGGUGUCAGCUGGACAAAUUCAUUUCUUCUGCCCGGAUGGAUGCAGAAGACCACUGCCGGAUGAAGCCUGGACCUCGGAGGGUUGAUGGGGACAGCCGGGGUGGGGUUGGGGGAGAAGCCUCAGACCCUGAGUCGGCAGCCUCUUCCUUCAGUGGGGUAUCGGAAGAGGGAAGUGCCAAUGAAAGGAAGAGGCAGAAGCAGAAGGGAAGUACUGGCCGGAGGCGAUUUGGGAAGCCCAAGGCUCGAGAGAGGCAGCGGGUGAAGGAUGCUGACGGGGUUCUCUGCCGCUACAAGAAGAUCCUGGGCACCUUCCAGAAGCUGAAGAGCAUGUCCAGAGCCUUCGAGCACCACCGUGUGGACAGGAACACCGUGGCGCUGACCACGCCCAUCGCAGAGCUACUCAUUGUGGCUCCUGAAAAGCUGGCAGAGGUGGGAGAGUUCGACCCAUCCAAGGAGCGCCUGCUAGAGUAUUCCCGCCGCUGCUUCCUGGCACUGGACGACGAGACUCUCAAGAAGGUGCAGGCUCUCAAAAAGAGCAAGCUGCUCCUGCCCAUCACCUACCGCUUCAAGCGGUGAUGCCACCACCCCGCACGCCUCCCCGCCCAGCAGACUGCUGGCCAAGCUGGGCUUCCUGGGGCGCCGCCAGGGCUAGAAGCUGCCCUUCCUGAGCACUGGGCCCUGUCUCUCGGUAGCGAACGCUCCGCACCCCACCUCCAUUUCACUUCGCAAGGGCUGCCAGCUAGGCCCCCCAGCCAGGAGUAGCCUAUCUGCAUCCCACGCGAAGACAGAGCAUUAUUCUGAGAGUUUAAAUUAAAGAGACAUGAAAAUUUUCAAUAAA